Elaeis guineensis (African oil palm) is the source of this 1699-nucleotide messenger RNA. NCBI's taxonomy places the organism in Eukaryota, Viridiplantae, Streptophyta, Magnoliopsida, Arecales, Arecaceae. The record is from RefSeq and is a predicted model, not a curated record.
CGGUCGUGGCACACUCCUUUCCUUCUAUGCCCCCCUCGCACUUACAGUAGUGAGAGACCGAGAAAAAAAAUGGUAGGAAAAAAUUCACAAAUCCUAAUCUCGAUCGAUCGCCUCUGAACUUCGAUCGGAGGCGAUCGAUCCGAUCCUCCGCUCCGAUCGCCUCCGGCUGGAGGUUUUUGAUAGAAACUAGGGUUCUUGGACGGAAAUAUGAUGGCGCGGGAGGGGUGGGCUGCGGCAUUGAAUGUCCAUGACGCGGCGAAGAAGAAGGCAGCGGCGUCGACGAGGAGCUGGAUUAUGUUGGACUCCACUGGGAAGGCGGAGAUCCUGGACGUGGACAAGUAUGCCAUCAUGCACCGUGUCCAAAUCGACGCCCGGGACCUCAGGAUCAUUGAUCCCCUGCUUUCCUAUCCCUCCGCCAUCUUGGUACGGGAGAGGGCCAUUGUUCUCAAUCUCGAGCACAUUAAAGCGAUAAUUACUGCAGAAGAGGUGUUGCUCAGAGAUCCUUACAACGAGAAUGUAAUCCCGAUAGUGGAGGAGCUUCACAGACGAUUGGUACAAGGUGAAAUGAGUGGACAGAAUGAGAUUGAAGCUGCUGAAGAAGAUGGCACAAGGUGGCUGCCCCACGAUGCAAACCCACAUCAUCAUUGUUGUCAACCAAAGCCUUCUACGACAAAAAUGCUAAAAGCUGAAUCUCCGUUUGAGUUUCGGGCCCUCGAAGUUGCUUUAGAAGCAAUUUGCAGCUUUCUUGAUGCACGUGCAACAGAACUGGAAACUGCUGCAUACCCAGCGUUAGAUGAGCUGACCGUCAAGAUUAGUAGCCGUAACCUGGACAGGGUGCGCAAGCUUAAGAGUGCAAUGACAAGGUUGACUGCUCAUGUACAAAAGGUCCAGGAUGAACUUGAACAGUUACUUGAUGAUGACAAUGAUAUGGCCGAUCUUUACUUGUCAAGAAAGAUGGCUGGAGCACCCUCCCCUAACAGCAAUGCUGGUGUGCCUAAUUGGUUACCUGCUUCACCAACGAUAGGUUCAAAAAUAUCUAGGGCAAGCAGAGCAAGUGCAGCAACAUUUCAUGGAAAUGAGAGUGAUGUGGAGGAGCUUGAGAUGUUACUUGAGGCUUACUUGAGCCAGAUCGAGGGCACCUUGAACAAAUUGACCACGCUGCGGGAAUACAUCGAUGACACAGAGGACUACAUCAAUUUUCAGAUUGACAAUCACCGGAAUCAGUUAAUUCAGUUAGAGCUUUUCUUGAGUGCUGCCAAUGUUGUACUCACUUUCUGCUCGCUAGUUGCUGGGAUUUUUGGCAUGAAUAUCCCAUAUUCAUGGAAGGAAAACCAUGGUUACAUGUUCAAAUGGGUGGUUGGCGUAGCAGGACUGGUGUCUGUAUCGCUGUUCAUUUUUAUUGUUUCUUAUGCUCGCUGUGGAGGUCUUAUUGGGUCUUAAAGAGGUAAGAUAAAAUGGUCUUCAUGAGGAGCUUGGUGGCUGGGUCGCAAUAGCGUUCCACUUCCAUUUUCAUCAUCUAUGCAAGCUUUACUGAACAAUUGUUGUAUUAUUUCUAGUUUGCUCUGUCAGUUUGUAAGCAUUUGUGGCUUCAGAUUUGAAUUUAGGCUGAUGCAACACAUGAUUUCAAUAAGAAAAUCAGUAUAAUUUUUGGUGUUUAUUCAGAAAUCAAGUUAUUUAUACAAACUGGAACUUCUUGAAA